AUGAACUUUGGCCCUAUGCGCACGCGUAGACGAGAACAAGACGGUCAUUCAUAUCAACUCGGGAUAAAUCCGUGGUCCCAGACACUGGGUCGUGGAAUGGUAUUUUUAUAUGGAACGAUCGUUGUUUUCUUUUCAGUUGCCAUUAAAGGCAUUAGUUCGUGUUUGAGUGAAUAGUCAUAAAAAUAGGCACAACCAUCUCUGCGAACGCGGCACAUUUGUGUUAGCUACACGCCAUGAAUUUACGUUGUUGAGAUGGACUUUCAUUUUGUGGGCGCGCAAGUGAACACAACCAAACAAUUGGCAAAUACCAAUAUUUAUCGCCAUGGGACAGUUGUCAUCUCGGCUAGACUUCAUCCACCAAGAACUUUCAAAUCAUGGAGGUCGUGAAUGGAUUUAUGUCCAUGUGGCUCUGCGAGAUGCAACUCUUGCACUUGCUGCCAGCAUGCAUGCUUGGAUAGGGGCGCAUGCACAAGCAGAUAAAGCGAGUGUUCCCGCUCAUGAUCCGUGCUCACAAAACUGCAGCCAGGUGUUUUCAGAGCCAGAACAGUGGUGCGGGAUGUGCUUCACAUGGCACCGAGAGAUCUUAGCACUUGCAUCACCAGAAUACACGAGUCGAGUGGUGUGGUCAAGGUUUCGUUCAAAAGACUGGCCAAGCAAUCCAUAUGAGGUUGCUCGUGUUUUCAUACCCCGAGCGCAUCGCUUUUACUACAGAUCCAACGAGUUCCAUGAAGACAUCAGAUUCACUCUUUGCUUUCUGGAAAACUGCACUCUCAUUCAUGUAUCAAAGGAUCUUAUACAAAAAGCAUGGGUUCUUCGCAACAGUUUCCUGCGACGUGGUCGAAUGAAAGCCAAAAGAACAGACCUCAAUCGUGCUCUUUCUGUUCUUAUUAGCUUACUGCAAGUUCCAGAAAUCUCAGAGCAUGAGGCAGUACCUCCAGCUCUCGAAAAGCUUAAGAUUUUUCAAAAUACGUCCGAAGAAAGUGUUUGCAUCAUUUUGUAAUGUACUGAAUAUCAGAUUAUCAUUUGGUGUGCAUCCUUUUUUUCUGUUUUUCUUUGCCAUUAACAUAUAUGCCUGUAUUUGAAAAAAAAAUUUCUUCUUUUGUCAUCAGUAUGAUUUUUCCUGCAUUCCCAAACAUUGCAUAAAAGUAAUUCAAAAAUCAAUCAAAGGAAAGGUUUUUGAAUAUUUUCCAGUGGUUGUGCCGCUGUUUUAGAUUUGCAGACAAAUGUGCUGAUUUACUUUUAAAAAUGGAUUGGUAUUCUAUAGCUGAUAUAAGUAGUAUAAAACCUAAUAUUCAAUAAUAAGCAUGUGUAAUGUAAUGAAGACUGUAGUUAACACAUUUAAUAAUAGUGAUUAUUAUUAACGGAGCUGGCAAUUUCUAUAUCGAUGUGCUUUAUGAGUCCAUCUUCAUGAUGUCAGUAUGUUCAUCUCAAUAGAACAUUUCUUCACACCUGUUCCCUAAAUUGUAAAAUGCUGAUGUCUACAAAUGUUGAACAGUUGAAUUAAAUUAUGCAGACAUUUUAUUACAUGACAGGUAAAACAAAUGAGGAUAUUGUGAAAAUGCAGCAGAUUGAGCUCAAAACUUUCUUAGGGAAUAGGGAAUCAAGAUUUUAUGUUCUAAAAGCCAGCUAUAUAAGUUAAUGAAAUAUCAGAAAGUUUCUUUUACUAUUUGAAAAAUGAAAGACUUAAGAUUUGUGUGCUUCAUUCUCUUCUGUUUGAUUGAUGUUUCAUACUCUUAUUAUUUGUAUCCAUAAUUGUGCCUCUGUCCUGUUGCUUUGAUGUGCAUGAAAUUUCUUUGCAGAUUACUUUUUCAUGGGUCACCCAUCCAAAGAGCUGCUAUUUUAACCAUAGACACAUAUCUCUAGACAGCAUGCAGAUGAAUUUUCUGCAUAUACUUUUGAAAACAAGGCAAAAGCAUAAAUUUGCAUUUGGUUUAACUGUCAAGAUCAAGAAGAAGAGCAGACGAUGUGAAACCAGAGAGAAUAGAUAUCUGUUCUCUCUGUAAAGCUCAAGCAUUAUGGUCUGUUGUGUUUUCGGUUUGUUUGCUCUAAGAUGAGUCUAAGUUAUGGGAGUGGAGGUCGAGAACUUUUACCAGAAAAGACAGAAAUAAAAAUUAACUAAAAAAUGUAUUGCAAGAGUCUGUUGGUUUUAAGGAUUUCAUUGCAGUUCUGGAUAUUAAUUUGCUAAAUGGUUCACUGCCUUCAACUUCACAAGUUAGUCGUGUGUUUGAGGGAUGUAUGUGCAAAAACUAUUAUUUGCCAUCCUUGAGUGAGAUAUCUGUAAUGAUGUACAAGAGGCUUAUCUUUGUAAAACUUUUUAAAUGGACAUCGGAACCACCCGGUCCCAACUGAAGGGGGCUGCUCAAAACUGGGUCCUCCUCUAAGGAGCAACAAGGAAUAAACUAAACUACUACUAAGGGAGAUAUAUGUAAUGAUGUACAAGAGUCUUAUUUUUGUAAAACUUUUUAAAUAGCUUGAUAACUUUAAAUGUCAUUUUUAAUGUGUUUGUAUCCUCUUUUCAUAAAAAAAUGUUAAUAAAAACCAGGGACGUUUAUAAGAAC
Molecule: messenger RNA, 2558 nt
Organism: Pomacea canaliculata
Lineage: Eukaryota; Metazoa; Mollusca; Gastropoda; Architaenioglossa; Ampullariidae
Source: RefSeq, a predicted model, not a curated record